Messenger RNA from Anopheles cruzii, 1644 nucleotides. RefSeq names its product cytosol aminopeptidase-like. The record is from RefSeq and is a predicted model, not a curated record. The transcript is spliced from 2 exons. Bases 1 to 1644 code for a protein of 547 amino acids. Lineage: Eukaryota; Metazoa; Arthropoda; Insecta; Diptera; Culicidae. Gene Ontology annotation, cellular component: cytoplasm. Gene Ontology annotation, molecular function: metalloaminopeptidase activity; manganese ion binding. Gene Ontology annotation, biological process: proteolysis.
AUGUCGUUCACGGUUUGGAAACAAGUUUGGCGGCCUCUGUUCAAAUCACUUCAACGGCAACCGAUGAGAAGUAUUCAACAUGGUGUUAAAAUUACUGAACAAUGCUCGAAUCCGGCUUCUCGCGGUCUGGUGCUAGGCGUGUACGCGGAUGAAGACGAUCGGCUGGACAUCGGAGUUCUCACGCCAACGGCGGCCAAGUACAAUGAGUCUUAUACGAGCGGAAAAUUGCUGGAGCUGCUUCGCCUGGCCGGUCCGAUGCCGCGCCGCGGUGAAGUUAGAAUUUUCUACAACCUCGAGCCAACCUACUCGGCCGUCGCAGUCUGUGGACUCGGGAGCAUGUGUCUCGGGUACGAUGAUGUGGAAAAGUUAGACAUCUCCAAGGAGGCAAUCCGCACCGCGGCUUCCCGUGGUGCCAUGGAGUUGCAGAAUUUGGAAACGAGCCGAAUCUAUGUGGAAGACUUUGGCCACGCGGAAUCGGCCGCGGAAGGAGCCCACAUGGGACUGUGGGUCAAUCAGGAGUUGCGCAGCGUGGACCAGCGCAAAUUUGUGCCCCAGCUGCAGCUGUACUACGAACCGGAGAUACCGUGCGACGCGAACGGUUGGCGCAUCGGAAUGGCGAAGGCCGAAGCACAAAAUCUGGCCCGCCAGCUACAGGAAACUCCCUCGAAUCACAUGACGCCAACCACGUUUGCACAGAACGUGGUGCAGAUUUUGUGCAAUUCUGGGGUCAACGUGGAGGUGAAGGUUCGCGGAUGGGCGGAGGAUCAACAGAUGACCUCGUUUCUGACGGUGGCCAAGGGUUCGUGUGAACCGCCGAUUUUCCUCGAGCUUAGCUACUACGGUACCGACACGAAACUGGCGCCCAUCGUACUGAUUGGCCAGGGCAACACUUUCGACAGUGGUGGCCUGUGCUUGAAGCCGCUCGAGGCCCUGACGGACAUGCGUGGCGACAUGUCGGGGGCGGCGUGUGUGGUUGCCGCAGUUCGGGCGAUCGCCGCCCUUAAGCUACCGGUCAAUAUUCGGGCCCUCAUUCCACUGUGUGAAAACAUGAUCGGAUGUGACGCGAUGAAACCGGGCGAUGUCAUAACGGUCAGGAAUGGCAAAAGCGUCGAGGUGGUGAAAACGAGCAACGAGGCGCCGCUGGUGCUGAUCGAUGCGCUUCUGUACGCGGAACACUUUGGACCGAGGUACAUCGUGUCGACGUCGACCAUCUCGAAGUCGGUGCUGGAAUCGUUCGGCAGGGUAUGCUGCGCUGUGUUCACGAAUUCCGACGACCUGUGGCAGCGAAUGCAGAACGCCAGCAUCCACACGGGCGAUCGCGUUUGGCGGUUACCGCUGUGGGAUUACUUUACGCAGCAGCUCUGCUCGGUGGAGCACGUGGACGUGCAGAACAUCGGAAGUGGCGACGGGGCCAAUAGCUGCAAGGCGGCGGCCUUCCUGCGCGAAUUUCUUCCCUGCGGCCAAUGGAUUCAUAUCGAUGCGCUGAACGUGAUGAAAACGAAGGGAUCCGACUUUUCAUACAUUCGACGGGGUAUGACCGGACGGCCCACACGCACGCUUAUUGAGUUCAUUGCCCAGAGCGUGGUGUCGCGUUCCGAUUGCGGGAACAGCAAGUCGGCAAAGAUAACCCAACAAUCGUAUUAA